Lotus japonicus is the source of this 1489-nucleotide messenger RNA. RefSeq lists its product as uncharacterized. Bases 102 to 1313 code for a protein of 403 amino acids. Lineage: Eukaryota; Viridiplantae; Streptophyta; Magnoliopsida; Fabales; Fabaceae. The transcript is spliced from 10 exons. Gene Ontology annotation, molecular function: nucleic acid binding. The record is from RefSeq and is a predicted model, not a curated record.
CAAAUGUUUCGUUCGGAUUUCAUUUCAUUUCAUUUCUUGAGCCGAAAGAGAAAGAAGAGAGUGAACUUGUUUUUCUUGAACUCAACAACCAACCAACAAGAAUGUCCAUCUUCUGUGCUACACUCGGCUCCUUCACUUCCAUCUCCUUCGUCUCACCUUCACAAUCCCAAUCCGACCCUUCUUCUUCUUCUUCUUCUUCAUCUUCGUCUUCUUUGUUCAGUUUUCGAAAAUGUCCCCACAAGUUCACUGUAAAAACUCCAUGGCUAUGGCAGCAUCCUCAUCAUCACCACUUCCACACCGCUAAAACCUCCGUCUCUGGCAAUACCCAGAUUGAUCAAAACCCGGAAACUGGAAUUCUUCGACGCCCUUCUGUUUCAGACCCACUGCAGGAUGACCCUCGUCAAGCUCGGAAAUUGUCGGAUUGGAAGGCGGCAAAGGCAUAUAAAGAAAGUGGACUUGUUUAUAGUGGCAGGGUUGAAGGUUUUAAUGGUGGAGGCCUGCUGGUUCGCUUUUAUUCUAUAUUGGGGUUUCUCCCAUACCCACAAUUGAGCCCAAUGCACUCAUGUAAAGAACCAGAAAAAACUAUCCAAGAAAUAGCAAAAGGCUUAGUUGGUUCAGUCAUGCCAGUGAAGGUAAUUCUAGCAGAUGACGAUAAGACAAAAUUGAUCUUCUCUGAAAAGGAAGCUGCCUACUCAAAAUUUUCAAAACAGGUCAAGGUCGGGGACAUUUUUGAAGCAAAAGUUGGUUCUGUUGAGGACUAUGGUGCUUUUGUUCAUUUGCGCUUCCCCGAUGGUCUUUAUCACCUAACUGGACUAAUACACAUCUCAGAAGUGUCAUGGGAUCUAGUUCAAGAUGUAAGAGACUUCUUAACAGAUGGUGAUGAAGUGAGGGUCAAAGUUAUCAAUAUUGAUAGUGGAAAGUCUAGGAUUACUCUGUCAAUGAAACAGCUAGAAGAAGAUCCACUUCUAGAAACUCUGGACAAAGUAAUACCUCAGGAUGGUAUAGCUGACUCUGAUUCUAUGAGUGAUAGUGGUAGCAGUGGCAUUGAGCCCCUUCCAGGGCUUGAAUCAAUCCUUGAAGAGCUUUUACAGGAAGAUGGUAUAUAUGAUGCAAGAAUCAGCCGUCAAGGGUUUGAAAAACGAGUGGUCUCGCAAGACUUGCAACUUUGGCUUUCUAAUGCACCUCCUACGAAUCAAAGGUUUACCCUCCUUGCUCGGGCUGGUAGACAGGUGCAGGAGAUACAUCUAACUACAUCCCUUGAUCAAGAAGGUAUCAAAAAGGCAUUACAACGAGUAUUGGAGCGGGUCCCCUGAGUUUGAGUUUGAUAAUCACUACGAUUUUGUACAGUCAUUCCUUUUUAAGGUUUGAAAAAGACAUCACUCACAUUCACCAUAUUUUGUAAUGCAUUUAUAUAUCCAAUGUGAUUUGAUUAACUGCAAAUAAGUUGUUGUAAAAACACUCUUAAUUAGUAACAAUUUGCUUUAAUUCA